Messenger RNA from Vigna radiata var. radiata (mung bean), 5065 nucleotides. RefSeq names its product pentatricopeptide repeat-containing protein At1g53600, mitochondrial. The coding region runs from base 846 to 2981 and encodes 711 amino acids. Gene Ontology annotation, molecular function: RNA binding; protein binding. The transcript is spliced from 5 exons. Gene Ontology annotation, biological process: RNA modification. NCBI's taxonomy places the organism in Eukaryota, Viridiplantae, Streptophyta, Magnoliopsida, Fabales, Fabaceae. The record is from RefSeq and is a predicted model, not a curated record.
UCUAUUGAUCCUCUUAUUUGUUAACUAAUCUCAUUUUGGUCAUCUAGUUUACAAGAGUCUCAAUUUAGUCACAAUUUUUGAAAAUAUGAACACAUUGUAUCUCAUCCGUUAAGUGGUAGUAGACGGCGUUAAUUUGAGCUGACUUGUAAUUUUUUUUUUUAUAUUUUAAAAUCAUUAAAUCCACGUGGAUCUUUUUUCUUUUUCCGGUACCAGGGUUCUCCAUAUUCACAGCACCACCUCCUUCACCAAAAUUCUGGGUGGACCAUUACCCUCCUCACUGAUUUCCGAUUUCUCCAAAUCCUAACGAAUUCUUUCUAUUAAUUUUCCUCCAGCAACGCCAAAGAAGUAAUUUUGCACAACUCGUGGGGAGUUGACCACCUUCACGGUUAAAGUGUGCCCACUCGUUCCUGGACGAAGACACGGGCUUCCUCAAUCCUGGUUUUGAAUCUGCCAUGUUUCAAAUCCUAUAUAAAAGCCACAAAAAACAUCAACUGAGAUAACAUAAAAACAGCAGGAAUGCACACUAGCCUAAUCUUGUAAGAUCUUAACACAUAGCCUAAUAUAAAAGGUUUAAUUAACAGUUUCUUAGUACAUAGGUUUUGAACAAAAAAUGCUCACUUAUCCAACAUUUCUCAUCCAAAAUUGUAAGAUCUUAACACAUAGCCUAAUAUAAAAGGUUUAAUUAACAGUUUCUUAGUACAUAGGUUUUGAACAAGAAAUGCUCACUUAUCCAACAUUUCUCAUCCAAAAUUUCAAGCUAAGGGAAAAACCCAGUUAUGUGGAUACCAAAUAAACUUAUCGAAACCUGUAAAAUCAUCCUACCCUAACCCCAGCUUAAAAGGAAUAUGAAGCAGAACUUCAGAAGUUUACAACAACGAAUUACUAAGUUGAAGCAAUUUCAAUUCAAGCAUAAUCCGAAACCUAGUGACUCUAUAAAUAGAGGUGUUAGAGACAGCAAACUUUUGAUUCAGUGCAACAAACAGAUCGCAGAGAAUGGAAGAAAUGGCAACGUUAAUGAGGCAGAAUUGGUAUUCCACAGGAUGGCCGUGAAGAACACUGCUUCUUGGACUGCCAUGCUCACUGUCUACGCCCAAAAUAGCCAAAUAGAAAAUGCCCGCAAAGUGUUCGAUCAAAUGCCUCAACGAACUACGGUCUCAUAUAACGCAAUGAUCUCGGCUUACAUUCGCAAUGGUUGCAACGUGACCAAAGCUUAUGAGCUGUUUUCAGUGUUGUCUGAACGCAACUUGGUCUCAUAUGCUGCCAUGAUCACGGGUUUUGUGAAGGCAGGGAAGUUCCACAUGGCUGAGGAACUGUACCUUCAGGCUCCACAUGAGUUCCGGGACCCUGCUUGCUCAAAUGCGUUGAUAAAUGGAUAUUUGAAGGCAGGUGAAGUGAAUGAGGCGUUGCAGGUUUUUGAGAACAUGGUUGAGAGGGAUGUGGUUUCUUGGAGUGCCAUGGUUGAUGGUUUGUGCAGGGAUGGGAGGGUUGCAGCUGCCAGGGAGCUGUUUGACAGGAUGCCUGAAAGGAACGUGGUUUCUUGGAGUGCAAUGAUAGAUGGGUACAUGGGGAAAGGUUUCUUUCAAGAGGGUUUUUCCUUGUUUACUGAUAUGAGGAGGGAAGGUCUGGUUGAUGUUAAUUCCACCACAGUGACUAUCAUGUUUAAAGCGUGCGGAAAUUAUCGUAGAAUGCCAGAGGGCAUGCAGAUACAUGGGUUGGUUUCACGCUUGGGAUUUGAAUUGGAAAGUGUUUUGAGUAACUCUAUGAUUACUAUGUAUUGCAUGUUUGGUUGCACAGACAUGGCAGACAAAGUAUUUUGUAUAUUGACCGACAAAGAUUUAGUUACUUGGAAUUCUUUAAUUUCUGGAUACGUUCAUAACAAUGAAGUGGAAGCUGCGUAUAGGGUUUUCGAGAGUAUGCCAGAGAAAAACUUGAUCUCUUGGACAGCCAUGAUCACAGGGUUUACUAAAAGUGGAAGAAUUGGAAAUGCCAUACAGCUUUUUAAUAUGUUGCCAGUGAAGGAUGAUUUUGUUUGGACGACUAUUAUAUCUGGGUUUGUAAAUAAUAAGGAGUAUGAGGAAGCUUUGCAUUGGUAUGCUCGGAUGAUUUGGGAAUGCAGGCCAAAUCCUUUAACUAUUAGUAGUGUCCUCGCAGCUUCAGCUGCUUUGGUGGCGCUAAAUGAAGGGCUACAGAUUCAUACCUGUAUUCUGAAAAUGAACCUAGAGUAUCAUUUGUCUGUACAAAACUCUCUUAUAUCAUUUUACUCCAAGUGUGGGAAUGUGAUUGAUGCCCACAGGAUUUUCUUAGACGUCAUUGAACCAAAUGUCAUCUCUUAUAACUCGAUCAUCAAUGGGUUUGGACAAAAUGGUUUUGGCAAAGAGGCUCUCAGUAUCUAUAGAAAAAUGCAGAGUGAAGGUCAUGAAGCCAACCAUGUUACUUUCCUUGCUGUCCUUUCUGCCUGUACUCAUGCAGGAUUAGUUGAAGAGGGAUGGGACUUAUUUAACUCCAUGAAAUCACGUUAUGGAAUUGAGCCAGAAGCUGAUCAUUAUGCCUGCGUUGUUGAUCUCCUUGGCCGUGCAGGUUUGCUUGAUGAAGCUGUUGAUCUAAUCCGUUCAAUGCCAUUUAAGCCCCAUUCUGGUGUUUGGGGGGCUAUUCUUGGUGCAAGCAAUACUUACCUCCGUCUCGACCUUGCUAAGCUUGCAGCUGAACACAUUACUGAGCUGGAGCCUAAAAAUGCAACUCCUUAUGUGGUAUUAUCUAACAUGUAUUGUGCUUCUGGGGAAAAGAUUGACAGUGACUUAGUAAGAAAGACCAAAAACUUUAAAGGAAUAAAAAAAAAUCCAGGUUGUAGUUGGAUUACAAUGAAAGAUAAGGUUCAUCUAUUUCUUGCAGGGGAUCAAUCACAUGAUAAUAUUGUAGAAAUGAAAGCCACAAUACUGACCAUGGAUAGGGAAAUGCAGUGGUUGUGUCAUUGUCGGUGCUGACUGACUGUCUUCUUUUCUUUCUUUUACGAACAUUACUUCUCUGUUGGUGCAGCGUCAUCAUUGUGUAACCGAGCUGACUUCAUUUUCAACCAAAGAUUCUUGGAUGCACCUGUUGUAAUGACGUCUAAGAAAAAGAUCAUUAGCGCACUCGACACACUACUUAAUGUGUGCGUUUCAGCAUUCUUGAUCAUCAUUGCCUCAAACCUCAACUACUGUAUGGAUCAGUACUGACCACGGUUUAGUGAGAUAAUCCAGGAAGGUGAAAUUCUGAAAUGUGCUUGGAAUAGUUGAAAUUGAGGGAUUUCAUUGGUGUUGGAGUACUGGUGAUACUCAGCGCAUGUUUUAAAUGGUGCUACUUUUUUAAAUAGUCAAUUAGGCUAUACUUAUCCACUGGAGUAGGAUUCAUUCAAGUGACGCUGAGAAAAGAUGAGAAAUGCCAAUACUACUAUAUUGGAAUUAAGGAACAUACAAUUCAGUGUUCUUUUAAACCAAAUCUGUGGUGGCUUGUUGUAAUUAAUAUUAUUUUUAAUGGAGGAAGAGAUGAAGAAUUUAUUGGUAUUGGUCCUGUAGAUUGGGUACUGCUUGGAAGGCUUGGAGUAAGUGAGACAAUUAUUUUCUUAGAGCUAGAACUAGCAGACUGGUUAUUUUUCUUGCAAGUUAUGUUCUUGCCUGAGGCCCUGGCCUAUCUCCAUGUGCUCUAGGAUGCUGUAUGGGUUACUGCGCUUAAAAAAACUGCUCAAUUCAAUCCUCUUCUGGAGUUCAUAUAGAAGUUGUCAGUGAAAUAACACCAAUAUGGAAGAUGUGAUUUUGUUCUUCAGUGUGUGUUGAUUUGGAUUUCCAGGUUUGCACCUAAACUAUGUGUUUUAUUUUCAUACUUCAAUUGCUUGAAUGGACCAUAUACAUUUUUCCGUACUAUCUUUUUUGGAGAUGUUGGGUUUGGUUUUAGUAGAGAUUGAGAGUCGUCAAUGCAGAAAUACUGUAUAGGAAAUCAGCAAAUAGCCCUUAAGCUCCUUCCAGGGCGAAAGCUCCAAAGAUAAAAGAGUGUUUUCUCUCUUCAAUAAGAAACAAAAUAUCUCUAUUCCCUCCUAACAUCCUUGACUGCUUAACAUCCCCCUUUUCAUUCGCCCUAAUUCGUUAAUUCAUUUUUCCCUAAGAGCAUACAUAUUGAAGUAUUUGACAUAGCUAUUAUAAUUGAGUAAACUGUUGGAGUGCAAAUAAAGUCCCACAUUGAAUGAAAGAAGGACUGGUCAAGGGUUUAUAUACACAUAGAUAUCUCCAAUGGUAAGAGGCCUUUUGGAGUAGUGCCAAAAGCAAACCCGUGAGAGCUUGGCCCAAAGCGGACAAUGUCUUACCAUGUGUGUGUCGUACCCUCCCCCAACAUAAACCACUUUCUUCUACAAUUUUUGAUAAGGCUAGUAAACUAAACUGCUUUCUUCAAGCAUUUGUGACACACUUACCAAAGUGAAGCACUUUGUAUCUUCAGUCAAGAUAAUGAAAAGGUAUUUAUUCUCUCCGAUAAACGCCAUGGCUUUGAUUAAAGAUGUCGUAUUUCUUGUAGACACAUAUGCAUAUAUAAUAAAAUAAUCAUUAUCUUUUUUAAAUUGAAAAUGGACACAUGGCUUUUUAGUGAAAGUUCUAUGACUAUGGAGGACAAACACAUUGUCAAAGAUAUCAUUGAUGGUGAAGAGGACGACAAUGACGAGUCCAUAUAAUUCUAUAUAUCCAAUAAUCUAGAAGUGAUAAAAACUUUGAUACUACUUGUUAAAAUUUUAAUUUAAUUAAAUAAAAUGCAAAAGAAAUACUAAAAAACAUUAGAUCAUAUUAUUAAGAUAGUUUAAGGAAUACCUGGAUGCAGAUAGUGUGACAUGAAUGAACAUCCCUAAAAUAAGUCCCUUAUUCUUUCUGGGACCUCCGUUUUAGAUAAGUAAUUUUGUAUUAAGAAUAAAUAAUUAAUGUUGUAUAUGAAUGUAUGAAAAGCUUCCAAUUUAGUCAUUGGAAGACAAGACCACAAAAAUAUGAUUUAGUUCCUUUAUGUGUAAGAAAUUUCACAACUCCUCGUGUUCAGUUUUCUGGGACAAUUUUAU